AUGCCUCCAAAAUAUAAUUCUAUUUCUGAAAUUUCUCCAUCCAAAGAAACAUGGAAUGUAUUGGUUAGAAUUGUUCGCAUGUGGUUUGUUAAAGAUAUGAAUAGAGAUGCGCUGCCGUAUUCUUUAGAAAUGGAUUUGAUGGAUAAGAAGGGUGAAAAGAUCCAUGCAACAGUUCGAAGAACAUUAAUUUACAAAUAUGAAAAGGAACUCACUGAGGGUCAUGUGUAUUCCAUAAGCAACUUUAGUGUUGCCACUAAUGUGGGAUCAUAUAGAACCACCAAUCAUGCCUAUAAAAUUAAUUUUCAAUUUGGAACUAAAAUCAAAAAAUUUGAUGACAAGUUGAUACCUGCUAAUAUAUACAUGAUCAGUGAACCUCAUAAGAUUUUUAAUGAUAACUAUGAUACCGAUUAUUUGAUAGAUGUGAUGGGAGUCUUGAAAGUUGUGGGUGUUGAAAAGGUUUAUUCUCGAAAUGGAAGCGAAUCAAAGAUGAUUCCUAUAGAGCUGAACUACGAUGGAUUCUGUUUCAAAGUUACACUCUUUGGACCUUAUGCGGACGAGUUGAACGCUUUUAUCGCAUCUGGUGAAGCAGAUAAUGCUGUCGUUGCUGUUUUGUUGGCCAAAGUCAAAAUGUUCCAAGGUCAACCAACUAUUCAAAACACCAUAUAUGCCACUAAACUGGUUUUCAAUCCUGUUUACACAUCUGCGGUUGAUCUCAAGAAAAGGAUGCUUGGGAAAAGUGCUACUCCAUCACCUGGUAUUUCUCUAUUAAAAGAUACUUCUAAAGUUAGCAAUGAGGAUGCUUUUCUCAAUUUGACGCCAAUGGCAUGA
Messenger RNA from Trifolium pratense (red clover), 828 nucleotides. Its product is annotated as replication protein A 70 kDa DNA-binding subunit C-like. The record is from RefSeq and is a predicted model, not a curated record. The transcript has 6 exons. Lineage: Eukaryota; Viridiplantae; Streptophyta; Magnoliopsida; Fabales; Fabaceae. Bases 1 to 828 code for a protein of 275 amino acids.